Molecule: messenger RNA, 3034 nt
Organism: Anolis sagrei ordinatus
Lineage: Eukaryota; Metazoa; Chordata; Lepidosauria; Squamata; Anolidae
Product: netrin-3
Biological process (GO): substrate adhesion-dependent cell spreading; animal organ morphogenesis; tissue development
Cellular component (GO): basement membrane
Molecular function (GO): protein binding
Source: RefSeq, a predicted model, not a curated record
UCGCCCCCGCCCCGUCCCGCCGCGCCGCCCUCCAAGAGCCGGCAAUCUGCUUCUCAUUUCCUCCGGGAGUUGACGUUUCCCGGCUCCUUGGCAAGGCGGGGGUUUGCCCGCAGUCGUUCCCCGCCGUUGGGUAGCAUUCGCAAGCGGACCUCGCCGCGGCUGACUGCCCGUAGUCCCCUCCCCACUCGCGAGGAAGGAGGAGGAGGAGGGGGAGAAGGCGAGGGAAGGACGGGCUCCUUCUCCCCGCGGGACCCGAGGGUUUGGGCGCUUGGCUCCCGGGACCCUUUCUGCCCCGCUUGGGGGUGCCUCCCCGCCCGGACCCACGCCGCGGAGCGGGACUUGCAACCUGUUCGCCCGGCCGAGAGAGAAAUUGGUGUCUUGGAGCAUAAAGAUGGACCUCUUGCUCGCCUUCGGUUUGCUCCUGAUGGCCUGUGCACUUGACCUCUCUCUGGCUGUGAACCCCUUUGCUGUGCAGCAGGCCCCUCCUGACCCUUGCUAUGAUGAAAAAGGGGCACCCCGUCGCUGCAUCCCGGAGUUUGUCAACGCCGCCUUUGGGAAGGAGGUCCACGCUUCCAGCACUUGUGGCAAACCGCCCACCCGGCAUUGCGAUGCUUCAGAUGCCCGGAAGGCUCACCCUGCAUCCUACCUCACAGACCUCAACACCGCAGCCAAUAUGACUUGCUGGCGCUCAGAGACCUUGUACCAUUCACCCCAGAACAUCAGCCUCACCCUGUCACUGGGCAAAAAGUUUGAGGUGAUCUAUGUCAGCCUCCAGUUCUGCUCGCCUCGUCCGGAAUCGGCUGCUGUUUUCAAGUCCAUGGAUUAUGGCAAAACAUGGGUGCCUUACCAGUAUUACUCAUCGCAGUGUCGUAGGAUCUAUGGUAAGCCAAACAAAGCCACAGUCACCAAGCAAAACGAGCAGGAGUCUCUGUGCACAGAUGGGCACACUGACCUCUACCCACUGACCGGAGGCCUCAUUGCCUUCAGCACGCUGGAUGGGCGUCCUUCGGCCCAAGAUUUCGACAACAGUCCUGUGCUUCAGGACUGGGUGACCGCCACCGACAUCCGAGUGAUUUUCAGCCGCCCCCAUUUGUUCCGAGAGCUAGGGGGCCGGGAGCAUGAGGAUGAGGAUGGUGGGGCAAGCUCUUCCUCCUACUACUACUCUGUGGGUGAGUUUCAGGUUGGAGGACGCUGCAAGUGCAAUGGGCACGCCUCUCGCUGUGUCAAGGACAAGGAAGGCAAGCUCGUGUGUGACUGCAAGCACAACACCGAAGGCCCUGAGUGUGAUCGCUGCAAACCUUUCCACUAUGACCGUCCAUGGCAGAGGGCCACUGCGAGAGAAGCCAAUGAGUGCCUAGCCUGCAACUGCAACCUUCAUGCCCGCCGCUGCCGUUUCAACAUGGAGCUCUACAAACUCUCAGGGCGGAAGAGUGGAGGGGUCUGCCUCAAUUGCCGUCACAACACUGCCGGGCGACAUUGCCAUUACUGCAAAGAGGGCUUCUACCGGGACAUGAGCAAAUCUAUCACGGACCGUAAGGCUUGCAAAGCUUGUGACUGCCACCCGGUUGGUGCUGCUGGGAAGACCUGCAACCAGACGACUGGUCAGUGCCCUUGCAAAGAUGGCGUGACAGGAUUAACCUGCAACCGCUGUGCCAAAGGCUAUCAACAGAGCCGUUCGCCAGUGGCUCCAUGCAUCAAAAUCCCUGCCAUCAACCCAACCUCUGUGGUCGUCAGCACAGAAGAACCAACAGACUGUGAUUCAUACUGCAAGCCAGCCAAGGGCAACUACAAAAUCAACAUGAAAAAGUAUUGCAAGAAAGAUUACGUUGUCCAAGUCAAUGUCUUAGACAUGGAGACGGUGGCCAGCUGGGCCAAAUUCACUGUCAACAUCCUUUCCGUCUACAAGGUCCGGGAUGAGCGGGUGAAACGAGGGGACAACUUCUUGUGGAUCCACAUGAAAGACUUGGCGUGCAAAUGCCCCAAGAUCCAAAUCAGCAGGAAAUACUUGGUCAUGGGCAUUAGUGAAAACCCCACUGACCGACCAGGACUAAUGGCCGACAAGAACAGCUUGGUCAUCCAAUGGCGGGAUGCUUGGACCCGUCGCCUGCGGAAACUGCAGCGGCGGGAGAAAAAGGGGAAGUGCUUGAAACCAUGAUCGGCUCGGGCUCACGUCUGUUCACGCCUGCUUCCCACCUCUCUUGGCCCAUUGGUUUCCUGCGAACUUCACACUGCAGACUUUUCCAAGAGACUCUGUACAGAUACAGGUCAUGUGAACAGAUGGACUCACCUGUGUAUAGUGUAUAUUUUGGCAACGGUUCCUUUGUGCGCGUGUGUGGGUUGGGAGGAUGUGUGCAUGAGAGCAUGGGUCUUUUUUUAAAGUGUUUAUUAUUAGGAGUAGCACAGUAACGACAAACCUUUAACAAGGAGCAAAGUGAAGGAAACAUCUGACAGGGCCAGUUAAUUGAAGACUCUUGGAAGAAGACAGCCCAGACCUUCUCUGGGCAGGAUUGUUUUUCUCUUCUUGAGAUUUCACCUUGUUUUAAUCCUUUCCUCUAUUCCUUUGGUUCUGCCAAAUUCCAGAGGCUGAGCUUGGCAACAUUAUGUUUUUCAACAACAGCUUCCAGGAUUCCAGAGACAGAGCUUGGCAAACUUGCUUUUUGGACCUAGAAUCCCAAUGGGAGAGCUUAGAAAAGUUACUUUUGUGAAGUACACCUCCGAGGGAGGUCAUACUGUCUGGGACUUCUAGAUCACUGUAAUCCAAGCCCAGUCCAGAGGGUUACCUAUGAAAGUCAAUUACGCAAAGUGAGGAAAAGAUCAUUCAGGUUGUUUUUGUUGUCAAAAGAUUUCAUGGCCAGAAACACCAUGUUGCUGUGAGUUUUCUGGGCUGUAUGGCCAUGCUCCAGAAGCAUUCUCUCCUGACAUUUCACCCACAUCUAUGGCAGGCAUCCUCAGAGGUUGUGAGUUCUGUUGGAAACUAGGUAAGUGAAGUUUAUAUACCUGUGGAAUGUCCAGAGUGGGAUAAAAAACUCUUGUC